AUGGCGACCGAAGCCCUAGAGGACAAGAAACCGGAAGACGAAGCUCCUCUUGAAGAGAAGCAAGAGGCUGAAGCCGAAGUGGAGCCUAAGGAAGAGCAAGAAGAACAAGAGAAAGAGGAAGAAAAGGAGGAAGAGAAGGAAAAUGUUCCGGAAGCUUCGGAGAAAGUGACUGAAAACGAGGAAGAGCAAGUUCGUGAAGAAGGCGAAGAGGAGAAAGAGAAAGAAAGUGAAGAAACUCCGAAGAAGGCGAAGAGGGGCCGAAAAACUAGCUCCAAAAAGGAGGAGAAGGACCAGACCGAGCCCAAGAGGCGGGGCCGAGACUCGUCAGGGAAGAAGUCGAGUAAAGAAGCUGAGGCGGAGAAGAAAGAGAAGGAGCCGGUAACGCCGGUGAGUGAGAGGCCCACAAGGGAGAGGAAAAUAGUUGAGCGCUACUCAGCUCCUGAGAGUGGAAGGUCUUCGGCGAAUAAAGCUUUGAACAUUGAGAAGGGUCGCGGUACAGAACUUAAGAACAUUCCAAACGUGGCUUUCAAGUUGUCAAAGCGAAAAAUUGAUGACAACCUGCAAUUACUUCACACAAUUCUCUUUGGGAAAAAAGCAAAGGCUCAUAAUUUGAAGAAGAAUAUAAGUCAGUUUUCAGGUUAUGUGUGGACUGAGAAUGAGGAAAAACAGAGGACAAGGGUAAAGGAGAAGCUUGAUAAGUGCGUUAAAGAAAAGUUAGUGGAUUUUUGUGAGUUUCUUAAUAUUCCGAUUAAGGCUGGUACAAAGAAGGAGGAGCUUUCUGUUAAGCUAUUGGAGUUUUUGGAAUCCCCACAUGUCACAACUGAUGUUUUGCUUGCUGAAAAGGAACAGAAAGGGCAAAAGCGGAGGAGGAAGGUUACACCAAGUAAGAUGGCAGGUUCUGGAGAAGCAUCACCAGAAACAUCAGCCAAGAAACAAAAAGAAAUACCCAAUGUUGAAAAAAAGCAGGACUCAUCCAAGGCUGAAGAAGAGGAGGGCGAUGACAAUGAUGAAACUUCAGAUGCAAAGGACAAUUCUGUUGGAGAUGAUGAUCAUAAUACGAUGGAUGAGGAUACAGACCAUGAGGAUAAAUCCGAUGAAGAGCAAGACGAACCAAAGGACCAGGUCUCAAGUCCAAAAAGUUCAUCCAAAAAGGUUGUAAAGGAGGGAUCAAAGGUUAAAGCUGGGAGCAAAGCAACACCUGCUAAGAAGAAAACCCCUGCAAAAUCUGUGAAAACACCUACGGAUUCUGCAAAGAAAUCUAGUUCUACUUCAAAAAGAGGUGCAAGUGAUGCCGAUGGAGCUUCUGGCUCACAGACUAAAGCAAAGCGAUCUGCAAAGAAACAAAAGACUGAAAAGGAAAGCCAGAAGGAUGUCAAGGAAAAAGCCAGUGGCAAGAAACAGUCGAGCAAGUCCCCGGCCAAGGUUUCGGCAAAGGAUCAAGCGAAAGGAAAAACUAGCAAGAAAGCAAAGGCAGAGCCCACGAAAGAUGAUAUGCAUGCAGUAAUUGUGGAUAUUCUGAAAGAAGUGGACUUCAAUACUGCAACUUUAUCAGACAUUCUCAGGCAACUUGGUACCCACUUCGGUAUUGAUUUAAUGCAUAGAAAAGCAGAGGUGAAGGAUAUAAUUACAGAAGUAAUUAACAAUAUGUCUGAUGAGGAAGAUGAAGGGGAUGAAGCAGAGGAGGAAGCUGAAGCUGGUGAUGAUGCCGACAAAGAUGAAGAAAAGGACGACAACGACGAAGAUGAUGCUUAG
Messenger RNA from Prunus armeniaca (apricot), 1752 nucleotides. The record is from the annotation of a GenBank genome assembly. NCBI's taxonomy places the organism in Eukaryota, Viridiplantae, Streptophyta, Magnoliopsida, Rosales, Rosaceae.